Molecule: messenger RNA, 3995 nt
Organism: Choloepus didactylus (southern two-toed sloth)
Lineage: Eukaryota; Metazoa; Chordata; Mammalia; Pilosa; Megalonychidae
Gene: LASP1
Product: LIM and SH3 protein 1
Exons: 7
Coding region: 176-970 (264 amino acids)
Cellular component (GO): focal adhesion
Molecular function (GO): actin filament binding
Source: RefSeq, a predicted model, not a curated record
CUCCCCGCCGUGUUUAUUAGGGGAAGGAGGGCGGAGGCGGAGGCCAGUUCCCCAGCUCCAGCCGCCGCCGUCGCCGCCCGCCUAGUCGCAGCCGCGGCCGCCCCCCGCCAGACGGUCCUGGGGAAAGAGAACGCGCGCGAGCUCGGGCGUCUCCGUCCCGGCCUUCCCCGGAGCCAUGAACCCCAACUGCGCCCGGUGCUGCAAGAUCGUGUACCCCACGGAGAAGGUGAACUGUCUGGAUAAGUUCUGGCAUAAAGCAUGCUUCCACUGUGAGACCUGCAAGAUGACACUCAACAUGAAGAACUACAAGGGCUACGAGAAGAAGCCCUACUGCAACGCACACUACCCCAAGCAGUCCUACACCAUGGUGGCUGACACCCCGGAAAACCUCCGCCUCAAGCAACAGAGCGAGCUCCAGAGCCAGGUGCGCUACAAGGAGGAGUUUGAGAAGAACAAGGGCAAAGGUUUCAGCGUGGUGGCGGACACACCCGAACUCCAGAGAAUCAAGAAGACCCAGGACCAGAUCAGCAACAUAAAAUACCAUGAGGAGUUUGAGAAGAGCCGCAUGGGCCCCAGUGGGGGCGAGGGCUUUGAGCCUGAUCGCCGAGAGCCCCAGGACGCCGGCAGCUACCGGCGGCCCCAGGAGCAGCAGCCCCAGCAGCCGCCUCACCACAUCCCAGCCAGCGCCCCAGUUUACCAGCAGCCCCAGCAGCAGCAGGCGGCCCAGUCCUAUGGCGGUUACAAGGAGCCUGCAGCCCCGGUGUCCAUACAGCGCAGCACCCCUGGCGGGGGCGGGAAGCGGUACCGAGCUGUGUACGACUACAGCGCUGCCGAUGAGGACGAGGUCUCCUUCCAGGAUGGGGACACCAUCGUCAACGUGCAGCAGAUCGACGACGGCUGGAUGUACGGGACCGUGGAGCGCACUGGCGACACGGGGAUGCUGCCGGCCAACUAUGUGGAGGCCAUCUGAGCCCCCUGGCCCCACCCCACCCUGCCCGGCCGUCUUCAGUGCAUUCCACAGCAUCCCAUCGUCCUGUCCUGAGGCGGGACCGUCCGCCCCACCCAGUAGUCUCUGUUUCCUUAAAUCUGCCACAGCUUGUUUAUUCCCACCCCUCCCCCAGCUCUUUUACCAACUGAAGCCUUGUUCUGCCCCUUUUGCGGGCUCCUUCCUCUGGCAGGUUUCCCCCUUGACCCACUUCUUGGUUUUCUCUCCAGAUGGAAUAGGUGUAGGUCUUUCUGGGAAGGGUGCAGCCCAGGCUGGUUUGGAGUGGGAGACCAGUCCACUCAGCCUUGAGCUGCCUUCUUUUCUGUCCCCUCAGACCCUCCUGCCCACCCUCUCACGCACCGAAACAUUCCAGGGCAGGGGUGAGUCCCAGACUCCCAGGGCCCCAGGGAGAGGCUCCAUACAUUCCUGGGAUUGGGACCCCCCCCCCCGCCCUUGCUCCCAGGCUGGAGUUGGGGGACCAGUGAGAUGCUUUACCUCUGCUUCUCAAAGCUAGGGCUGCCGGCCCACCCAGGGAUCUCCCUCACCCCUCCUCCCUCAUCUCAAGGACAACAAAAGGAGGAGAAAGUUCCUGCUGAGGGGUACUUCAUCUCCUCUCCACAUUUGUUCUUUUCACACUGUGAUUUUUGCCCUCCCUUGCCCACGCAGACCUGGUGUGAACUUAGAGCUCUCGGGGAAGCACAGCUUGGGUCAAGCUCUUGCUUUUCUUAAAAAUUGGGAACAACUGCAAAGAGGGAGGGUAGCAGGGUGUUCUCUCCUGCAGCCCCUUUCCUCCACUCCCACACCCAGUCUCCAGGGACUCUUGUUUGCUUCCUGGCUGGAAGCCCGCAGUCCUGCAGGGUGGGGCAAGGAGGCCUCAGUCCCUUUGCCUGCACUGGCCCCCAGCCCCCUGCGAUCUGGGUUAGGGGGGCUGCUCUUCCCUGCUCCUCACGGCCUCCACCCCCCAGCCCAGUGCCAAACAGACUUGGAGCUGUGCAAAGCCAGCACAACCUCGAGUACUUAGGAUGUGGGGGAAGGAGUGUGUCCACAGGUGUCUGUGAAAGGCAGGUGUGUGAGUGUGAAAGAAGGUAGGCAGGGUACAUGCAGGUAUCUCUGGGGUUAUGUGUAGGGGGGUGCAUGUGCAGGCUCGUGGAGCUGUCUUCUGAUAAUUUGCCUCAAAACCCACAGUGAGAAGGGAGAAUGAAAUUCCUUAUGUUUUCUUUGGGCCCAAAAUUCCUCCUUUCCUUAUAUCCCCAAGUAGAGGAAGCCCACCCAUCCAUUCCCCCUUUUUGGUAUGCUGGACAGAAGUAAGGGGAUGGUUAUGGAGAUGGGGGUUGGUAUUGCGGCGAGCAGCUUGCUGGGGUAGGGUGAGAUGGGGAGAAGGCUCCAUGGCUCCAGGCAUAGUCUCUUCUCCCAUCUCUGUGUCCUGGGGCUGCAGAGUAGGGUGCCAGAAGGACCCUGUGUCACUCACACUCUGGGUGCCUCACUCUGGGGGCUGUCCUCCCAGACCUCCCCCUCACUUACAUAAAGCCCCCUUGGAGCAGAGGGAAAGGGUCCCAGGGCUAGAUAACUGGAAGCACAGACUCUGGGAUGAGGAAGGAAAGAUGGUGCUAUAUCCCAGUUCCUUCUCUCUGCUCAUUGGUGGCUGUGACACCCUUGCCUGAUUUUAUUCAUCUUUGGGUUUUCCUGUCACCCCUCUGGACACCCCCUCCCAUUUUUACCUGAGUCCAACCAGGCCCCACAGCUGGCCUCGUGUCCCUUUGUGUGCUUGGGCCCUGCGGGGCCUUUGGUGGGGGAGGUGUUAGGGGCAUAGUCAACCAUCAAGUCAUCACAGGUGUUUUUGUCAGUGCCUGUUCGUUGAUUUGGGAAUAUUUCCCCAAGGUUUAGGAAAGGACUGCUGGGGGAGGAGCCCUGCCUAACCAAUACCUUUUCCUUUUUACUACCAGCUGAGGUGAGACGUGGAUGGGAGGAGAGGGCAGGAGAGAUGUCAUAUCGGGCAGUUUGGGGGGUGAGGAAAGCAGGAAGGCAGCGGCCUUUGGGGAAGCAGUGUUGGGGGCCUUGAGGAAGGUGCUGGUCCAUUCCAUUUCCUCUUGAUCUCAAAGCACAAUGUGGACUCUGGGACCAAGGGUCAGGGACACGCCCUGUCAGAGGACCUGCAAUGGGAGGGUGGUGAAUGGGUGGGAGGAGGCCCCACCUCCCCUCACAAGGGAGGACUUGGAGGAGCAACGGUCAACCUGUUUUCCCUCGGCUAAUUUUCCUUCCAAAACAAAGCAAGCCAGCUGUUGGAAUCUUGCUGCCUGUCCCUCUGCUCCUCCCGUCCUAAAAAUAGAGGACAUUUUCUUACAUAUUCCUGGAGAGAGGAAGGACCUCCUUGAGGUGGGACUGUCGCACUGGUGCUGGGGGACCCGGGGGCUGCUGGAGUCCUUGUUCCUUACCAGAAUCAUCCAUCUCUAGAAGAGCACAGGACCCUGAGGGCUGGGCUGAGUCCCUGGUCUUUCCUUACAGCUCACAGGGUCUUUAGCCAAUGUAGUCCCAGGAAAGAAGAUGCAUCAAAGCUAAAAUGUGAAUAUAACUUUAGUGGACCAAUAAUAAGAUGCAAGAAGACAAAUGGUGAGAAAAGUGAAUUCUCCCAAUACUGCUUCCUGUUUUCUUCCUCAUGUCCCUCCAGGGAAAACUAUUGCUUAAUUUCUGCCUUUUCCCCCUCACAUAUGCACUUUUGGGUCUUUUUUUUAUAGCUGGAAAAAAAUACCACCCCACAAACCUGUAUUUAAAAAGAAACAAAUGACCAUGUGGAAUUUGCCUUUGUCCAAACAUUUCACCCGUGUGUGUGAAGCCGUCCAUUCAUCUUUUUAUAUGGGAUUGUUGUCUUUUUUUGGUCUGUUUUGAUACCCUCUCUUGUGGGCUUGUGCUCGGGAUCAAAUCUUUCUGGCCUGUUAGGAUUCUGAACAUUUGACUUGAACCACAAAUGAAUCUUUCUCCUGUGAUUCAAAUAAAAGUCUAAUUUUUACCUGCU